CUCUGAUGUAAGCAGCACACGCAGUGAAAGUUUGUUACUUCCAAAACACCAAACCCGUCUCCGCGACGUGCCGGAACUCCAUCGUCCCACAGCCGUCUGGCCUGCAAUGACCCAGCCGUUACUACGUCCCUGUCUCGUCAUUUAGCCUUCUCCCUGUCCGUGAGACAUUUCGCGUCCGCUGGCUGGACGUCGCAUUCUCUGACCAGAAUGGGUCUCUUUAGAUGGCUUGUCGACCACAUUGCGCCCAUCUUUCUCAUAACUUCGCCCAUUACCUCAUAUGCUGACCAGAUCUACUCCAUCCACAACACGCGGACAAGCUCCGGUUUCUCUCUCGACAUACCGCUCAUCAUGCUCCUCGCCUCUAUUCUCAAGGUGUACUACUGGCUAGGGGCGCGCUACGACAUUGCUCUCCUCGUACAAGCCGUUGUCAUGAUCCUCAUGCAGAUUCUGCUUCUGCACGUUGCCCUAACACAUCGCCCUCCCCUGCAGAUCCAUCAUACGCCUUUCAUGGACACCGCAGCACGUAUAGGCACAAUCUUUGAGAACAGACCGUACCAAUUCUGGCAGUGGCGAAAUGCAAAGGUGUACUGGCAAUUCUUGGCGUAUUUCACGCUGGCCUUAUUUGUGGGCCAGCUGUUGUUCAAUCGCAACGAGAGCCUCUAUUCCAGCUGGACUACCUUGCUCGGCUAUACGGCGCUGGCGAUCGAAGCGACGCUUCCCCUACCUCAGAUUAUGGCAAAUCAGCGGAGAAGGUGCUGCAAGGGCUUCAGACUCUCUGUUUUGGCAAAUUGGCUCAUUGGAGAUGCGUUCAAGAUGGUCUUUUUCUUCGUGAAGGAUAGCUCGGAUGUGCCCUGGGCGUUCAAACUCUGUGGUGUGUUCCAGGCAAUGUGUGAUUGCUAUCUUGGAGUUCAGUAUUACAUGUUUGGCGAUGGUGAGCCAGUCAUGGCUAGUCAUGACGGUGUUAUCAAAGCGAAAAUGAGCAUGGAUGCUCAGCCAGACAGACCCAACAGUGUGGGUAUUGAAAUGAACGGAUGGAAUGGAAAAUCAUAGAAAUAGAGAGCACCCUUGAUUUGAAUUAAUAAUGGCGAUUAGAUCAAUUCGAUGCCGAAAGGAAUUGAGUCACUUUUCUGGCUGGCAAGAGAACCUAAACUCGAGUAAAUGAACUUUGUGGCUUACUUUGGCCUAUCGUGGGGUGGAAACCUUCGUGACCCAUACUAUCUAUCAGCAUAGUCUGCAGUCGAAGUUGAUGGCAUUUAAGAGCAAUACUUAGCAAAACCUGCUGAACACGGUGGCUUUUCGCGUGAC
Messenger RNA from Verruconis gallopava, 1305 nucleotides. RefSeq lists its product as uncharacterized. Gene Ontology annotation, cellular component: trans-Golgi network; endosome. NCBI's taxonomy places the organism in Eukaryota, Fungi, Ascomycota, Dothideomycetes, Venturiales, Sympoventuriaceae. Gene Ontology annotation, biological process: phospholipid translocation; retrograde transport, endosome to Golgi. The coding region runs from base 208 to 1050 and encodes 280 amino acids. The transcript has 2 exons. The record is from RefSeq and is a predicted model, not a curated record.